Messenger RNA from Lucilia cuprina (Australian sheep blowfly), 2766 nucleotides. RefSeq names its product nibrin. The coding region runs from base 146 to 2278 and encodes 710 amino acids. The transcript has 4 exons. Gene Ontology annotation, biological process: mitotic G2 DNA damage checkpoint signaling; double-strand break repair via homologous recombination. Gene Ontology annotation, molecular function: protein binding; damaged DNA binding. Gene Ontology annotation, cellular component: Mre11 complex. The record is from RefSeq and is a predicted model, not a curated record. Lineage: Eukaryota; Metazoa; Arthropoda; Insecta; Diptera; Calliphoridae.
GUUGUUGUAAUUGAUACACACACAACAAUUGUUUGUAUUUUAGCAAAAUUUUGUAUUUCCAACAACAAAAUCACAAAAAAACAACAUAAAUUUGCAACAAUUUGUUUUUCUAUUCUAUUAACAAAGGAUAUUUUGAUUUAAAAAUAUGUGGUAUAUUACUCAUGCAACAAGCGAUCAGUCGGUAUGUUUUUUGCCGGAAAAAUUGAAAUACUCUGUAGGACGCUUGGGAGCAGACGUUGAACUGCAAGAUGAUAUAUGUGUCAGUCGUGCACAUGCUGCAUUUCAUUUGGUCGAGACAGCAGUUGACCAAUAUAAAUUGGAAUUAGAAGAUCUUGGUUCUAAAUAUGGUACCUUUCUAAAUAAAGAUAUAGAAACUAAUACAGCCGUGGCAAAAGGACGUAAAAUACCCGUGAAAAAUAAUGACUUGGUACGUUUUGGUCGUUUACAAAAUAUAUGGAAAGUCCAAUUUAUGAUUAUAAAAACUGCCACCUCCUCACUUAAUCGAGACGAUAGUCUUCAGCUGCAUAGGUAUAUUUCGGCAUUAGGUGGUACAAUUCUAGAUGAAUGGUCCACGGAGUGUACGCACUUGACCAUGACGGAUACCUGUAUAACCAUGAAACUAUUGCAUGCACUUGUCGAACAAAAACCGGUUGUUACGCUCGCCUACUGGAAAGAUUUACUUAAUGCAGCCAAUGGUGUUAAAGUUCAUCUUCCAAAACCGGAACUCUAUAAACCGGAUUUCGAAGAUGAUGAAAUUAAUUUGAAUUGCAAUAUUAAGAGGAAAUCGCUAUUUAAGGGUUAUACUUUUGUCUUCUUAAAUCGUAAACAUUAUGAUACUUAUAGUCCGAUUGUUAGAGCCGCUGGUGGUGCCUGUAAAGAUCUUAACUCUGGUGUUCAGAAAGCAUUCCUCAUUAAAGACAAGGUAGUGGUAGUGGAAUAUACACCAUCCACUCAGACACAAAGUUCUCAAACCAUAAGCACUAUAGCAGACUUUUUAGAAUCAAACUCCAAACGUAUUAUACCAGAAUAUGAAAUUGGAUUUGCAAUAUUGCGCUGUUCUUUAAAAACAUAUUGUAAUCCUUCAUAUAAAAUGCCCAAUACGGCAGCAUCGUUAGUUGCCAGUGAAACCACAAAAGAUUCCAAUCAAAUUGAUUUAACCAAAGAACAUAGCACUCCCAGUUUAAAUACCGAAUCAAUGGAUUUAGUAAUAUCGGAAACAAAUGAAAAUAUUGUAACCUCAACACCUUACGUUAAUACGGAUAAUAUAAAUCCCAGCCCAAAUAAAGAAGGGUCUGGCGUGGCGGCCGAAAGUGAAAAACCGCAGGAAAAUCAAAGAAAACGUAAAGUAAUGAGUGUUGAUUUAAAUGAAAGUGAUGAUGACGAUCUCUUUCAAUUUCAAUCGAAGAAAACCUGUACAAAAAAAGUUGAUGAUGAAACUAUUGAAGCUAGAGCUACGGAUACUGAUCCUGUGCAGGAAAAUCUAAAUAAAACCUCAACCAUUAAUGUAUUUUUACAGAAAACUCAAAACAAAAUUAAAACACAAUCUACGCUGGAUCAAACUGUUGAUCAGCCUUCUACCAGUAAGGAAACACGUAAAAGACCUUUGAUACAAGUUCUAAACGAUGAUGAUGAGGGCAAUGAUGAUGACCUCUUCAGUUUUGGUGAUACCCAAAAGAAAAAAGCUCGCAAAGAAAAUAACGAAGAAGGAGAAGAUGAUGAUUUGUUUAGCUUUAAGGAGAAGGAAGCCCCUACAGCGGCAAAACCCAUACGCACUAUUGAAGUGGAUGAAGACAGCAAUGAUAUGGAGCCUACACAACAAUUUAUUGUUGUUACUAAAAAACCCUCCAUACAAAUGCCUAAACCUAAAGUUUUACCACGUAAAAUAUCGGCUAUAGAAUGGAUAUCUAGCUCUUUGGGUAAAAUUAAUAUUAAAAAGGAAAAUACAGCUUUAAUAAAAAGUGAAAAUGACAACGAAAAUGAAAAGGAUAACAUUAUUAAAACUGAAUCUGAAAUAAAAACAGAAGUAGGUGCAGAAAUCACUAUAACUGAAGAUCAUCGCAAAUGGUUAGAGUCUCUAAAGGAUGCCAUUGAAAUACAACAUGUCUCUCUAAAUAAUUCCAUGAAAAAUUCCGAUAAGUCUCAUUAUAAAUUUAAAAAUCGCUCAAAUGAUACAACAGAAAAUUUAAAUGAUACUGUACCAAAUUUCAAAAGAUUUGUUAAGAAAUAUCAUAUUCCUUCACAGAAUAAUUCCACUGGAAUUAAAUUACAUUUACGUUAAGAUUGUGUUGGCGUUAAAUACUUUUCUUUCCCAUUUACAAUUUACAUACAUUUAAGCAAAAUUUCAAAAUUACAUUUAGAAGUAAAUGUAGCUGUUGAACAGGUAAUUUUAUUUCGUGUAAUUUUUUAAUUUGAUUUUUCUUAUACAUAAGCACGUAUUCAGCAAUUAAAACAGAAAACAAUUUUUAAAAAUUUUGUAUGCAAAUCUCUAAAAUAAUUCGAGUAUUUUCUUACAAAAUUGUAAAUGUUUUCCGUUUAUAUUUCUGAGAGGUAUGCAUAAACAAAAUUUAAGUUUAAACAUAAAAUUAAGCGAUUUUCAAUUAUAAUUUCUUAAUAUUUCAAUCAUGUAAUAAAAAAGUAAUUCAAAAGAUUGAGGUUAUAAAUUUGCUUAAGUUAAUUAAGAAUUUAUAAAAUCCGAUUUAUUUGUAUCAUCUGAAAGGUCAAUGUUUCAACUUUAAAAUAAAGGUUUAACCUUUGAUAAACAGUAUA